Messenger RNA from Olea europaea var. sylvestris, 561 nucleotides. Its product is annotated as transcriptional regulator TAC1-like. NCBI's taxonomy places the organism in Eukaryota, Viridiplantae, Streptophyta, Magnoliopsida, Lamiales, Oleaceae. Bases 1 to 561 code for a protein of 186 amino acids. The record is from RefSeq and is a predicted model, not a curated record. The transcript has a single exon.
AUGGAGCCCGAAAAGCAUACGAGUUCCGACACAAAUUCAGGCCAAGAAAGUGAUCAUGAGAAGGAGAAAAUCAACGAAGAUGACAACACGGGUGUUGGAAGAUCAUACGAGUGCAAUUUCUGUAAGCGCGGCUUCACGAACGCGCAAGCUUUAGGAGGACACAUGAAUAUACACAGGAAAGAUAAAGCCAAAGCGAAGCACAAAAAACAGGAGGGAUCUUCAAUUCAGAAUAAAUAUACGAAUGAAGAUUUCUUAGAUUCAAGAUUUUUCCCUCCAGUUCCAUCCAGUGAUCAUCAUCAUCAAACAAAUAGUAAUUAUUUUACGGCUGUGAGGAACUAUCAAGUCUACUUGCCAUCGUCAAACCCUACUUCGUCUGCUCAUGAUUUUCAUCAGAACAAUUUGCCACGGGAAAAUAUUAUAUUUUUCGACGAUCAUAAGGAUGCAAAUCUCAGUCUGAGGAUCGGUUCCCCACCUAGUAAUGACGGACAGAACGAAAAGGUAAACGCGAAGGAAAAUGAAGUAGAUUUGGAGCUUCGUCUUGGCCACGGGAACGAUCCAUGA